This is a messenger RNA of Nicotiana attenuata, 2476 nucleotides long. RefSeq names its product phosphoglucan phosphatase LSF1, chloroplastic. Gene Ontology annotation, molecular function: protein binding; carbohydrate phosphatase activity; protein tyrosine/serine/threonine phosphatase activity. Gene Ontology annotation, cellular component: chloroplast; starch grain. The transcript has 11 exons. The record is from RefSeq and is a predicted model, not a curated record. Bases 256 to 2031 code for a protein of 591 amino acids. Lineage: Eukaryota; Viridiplantae; Streptophyta; Magnoliopsida; Solanales; Solanaceae. Gene Ontology annotation, biological process: starch catabolic process; protein dephosphorylation.
ACGUGGUAUGUGGGGUUACUAAAAUCUCACGUGGCGUAGCGGGUAGUGGGCGCAAAUAUGGCCUCUGCCUCUCAACUCCUAGCUCAAAUCAACGGCAUUUCUUAUUCAGCUAAAUCCCAUCAUCAUCUCUCCUAAUCACUUUUCUUCCAUUCCAAUUCCCUAGAACCUUCUCCAAUCUCAACGCAAAAACUCCACUACAUAAUCAAAUCACAUUAAACAAAAAAUUGAGAAGUAGUUGAUAUAAUCAUUUGAACAAUGUGUUCACUACAAGUUCCAAAUUACAGAGUUUUCGAUCACUCUUCAGUUAAUUUUUCUAAGAAAUGUGUAAUGUACUCGUCAUUUUGGGGAGUGGAACUGUGCUUUACCGAUAGACUGUACAAAGCUAGUAUGGCGGUGAAUCGACGGGGAAAUCGGAGGGUUUAUGCGAUGUCUACAACUAGUGUUUCGCCGUUCAAGAUGAAUUUGAAUGAGUAUAUGGUUACACUUGAAAAACCGCUUGGUAUUCGCUUCGCGAUUUCUGUUGAUGGCAAAGUUUUUGUUCAUGCUCUUAAGAAAGGGGGAAAUGCCGAGAAAUCAAGAAUUAUAAUGGUUGGUGAUACAUUGAAAAAGGCAAGUGACUCUUCGGGCGGGGGGCUAAUAGAGAUCAAAGACUUCGGCGAUACAGAGAAGAUGAUGAAAGAGAACUCAGGGCCUUGUAGCCUGGUUCUUGAGAGACCAUUUUUCCCAUUUCCUAUCCACCAGCUAUAUCUUAUGAAUGAUAUUGAUAUUCAAUACAAUAGAGGUCGUGUUCCUGUUGCUACAUGGAACAAAAAUUUACUUGCCUCCAACUUGCGAACUCCUGCUGAGGGCAGUGGGAACUGCGGAUUUGUCGUAUUUUCCCCCAAGUUUCUAGCUUUAAAAGGAUGGGAGGUUCUAAGUGAUCAAUAUCAAACCAGGCAACAAGGAAACCUGAAUGGCACCCCUUCUUUACCAUUUAGCCCAAUUAUCAACAUAUUCUCUGAGAAAGACAUAGGAGAUACUGAAUGGGCACACGGGAGUUUCCCAUUGGAAGAAUAUGCGAAGGCGUUGGAUCGUUCAAAGGGAGAACUGUAUUACAAUCAUGAUCUUGGUAUCCAUUACAGCAAGAUUACGGAGCAAAUUUAUGUGGGAUCGUGCAUACAAAAGGAAGCUAAUGUAGAAAUGCUGUCAGAUGUUGUGGACAAAUUGGGGAUCACCGCUGUACUGAAUUUUCAGAGUGGGAUCGAGGCUGAAAAUUGGGGAAUUAAUGUCAACACAAUCAAUGAAUCAUGCCAAAGGUUUAACAUCCUUAUGAUCAACUAUCCCAUAAGGGAAGGUGAUUCAUUUGACAUGAGAAAGAAACUUCCGUUUUGCGUUGGUCUUCUUCUACGCCUAUUGAAAAAGAACCACAGAGUCUAUGUGACAUGUACAACUGGUUUUGAUAGAUCCCCUGCUUGUGUAAUAGCUUACCUUCACUGGAUGACAGAUACUUCCCUUCAUGCAGCCUAUAAUUUUGUUACUGGGUUGCAUUCAUGCAAGCCUGACAGACCAGCUAUUGCCUGGGCAACAUGGGAUCUCAUAGCGAUGGUGGAAACUGGUGCACAUGAUGGGCCUGCAACACAUGCAGUAACCUUUGUGUGGAACGGACACGAGGGGGAGGAUGUGUACUUGGUUGGAGAUUUUACAGGUAACUGGAAAGAACCAAUUAAGGCAGUCCACAAAGGUGGCCCAAGAUUUGAGGCUGAAGUUAGACUUUCACAGGGAAAGUACCUUUAUAAGUACAUUAUCAGUGGAGACUGGAGGCAUUCAACCUCUUCACCAACUGAAAGAGAUGAAAGUGGAAAUCUCAAUAAUGUAAUUGUUGUUGGUGAUGUUGCCAGUGUGAGGCCUACUGUUCAACAACAAAAGAAGGAUGCAAAUAUUAUGAAGGUCAUUGAGAGGCCAUUGACAGAAAAUGAACGCUUCAUGCUGGCAAAAGCUGCUCGCUGUGUUGCGUUCUCUAUCUGCCCAAUAAGGCUAGCACCGAAAAAAUAGAUGGACAUACUGCAUUUUCAGUCAUCAUAGUUGCAUGUCCAACUACGUAUUCUGCAAAAACGACUUCCAUAAAAAUGGUCGGUACAUGCCAGCUUAACAUGUCUGGGACACACCUAAAAGGAAGCCUAUCCCUCCCACGUGAAUUGAAGAGGGAGCUGUAUAUUGCCAUGCAAUUUCGAGGUCAAACAACUGCAAAGUUGUGCAACUGCAGGCGAGUUAUAAUGCUCAUGUUAUUGAAUUUAUGAGUCUAUUACCAACACGCAUAUUGUAUAUUUUACCACUGACUGAUUCCUUCAGCUAGAUAAUUUCCACUGUCGAAAAGCUCAGUCAAUCCUGUGUAAACAAACCAUUAACAUGAAAUAAUUCCACAUGAUAUGGAUAUGUAUCUAUGUUACAUACAUACACAUCACAUAAACACGUGCAUGUGUAAUUGCAAGUUCUACUA